AUGAACCAACCUGUCAUCCUUUAUGCCUUAGAACGGCGCCAAAACGGCGCCAAGAAUGUGUUUCUCACUAAGUCAGAUGUAGAGGGCAUCAUCCGGAUCAAGCAGGGCGACCAGCAGGCGCCCUCAGGCCGGCGGCGGCGGGGUGCGGGAGGGGGGGCGGCAGUGCAGGGCGGCGCCAAGAACUACAGCAAGAAGGUGCUGCAGUUCUUCCAGGUGCUGAAGGGCGCUGGCGGUCAGGACAUCCUGUGCCGCUGCGUCAAGCGCAGCGGAGAGUGGCGGUGGUGCCCCGUGGUGCCGCUCGAGGAGCUGCCCCGAGUGAUCAAGGAGCACCACGAGCGGGCGACUGGCUUCAGCGGUGUGGAGAAGCUGUACACACAUCGCGGCAAAGUGGGCAAGCAGCUGGGCCGCAACCGCAUCGUGUGCCGCGUGGUGGAGAUCAAGCGGCCCUUUGGCGUGACCAUGUACCGGCUGCGGAGCGGAGCUGGAGUGGUGGAGGGUAUGCAUCAGGCCAGCAGGCUAUCUAAGGCGCCACCCAGCCUGGCCAGCGAGCUGACCUUCAGCGGCACGGCGCAGCGAGGAGUGCCUGUGGUGUCUCUCAAUGUGGCGAUGGCGGCGCAGCCCGGCGGCGGCAAGGCAGCCGUGCGCUGCGGCUGCCGCGGCGCCUGCACCCGGAACUGCAGCUGCAAGAAGAAUGUCCCGUCGAGCGCCGCCGGGCACCAGCAGACGCUGCUGCUGCUGUUUGCCCAGGAUGCGGGAGCACCUGCGUCUGCACGCUUUCUGCAGCUGUGCCCCGGGUUUGAGCAGCCGCAGAGCGGGACAAGAGUGGUGCAGCUGCAGCCUUGUGCAACUACGCGCGUGCUGCUGCGCGGCUGGUAUCAGACGGUGCCAUUGUCGCUAUACGGCUACCCACUGGAGACGGCGAUGAGCGCUUCGCCCCCCCUCCCCCAGCGCCGCCUGACUCUGGCAGCUGCGCUACAGUGGCUCCAGCGGCAGCAGCAGAGGGAGUUGGUGGUGGCACAAGCAAACGCUGCAUGCUGGCGGCAUGCGCCGCUGCAACCAGCGGUUGCAGCAGUGCUGUCCCAGCUCGUGGCGUACUGGGAAGUGGUGGGCACCUCGGAGCGCCUCAUGGCACUCACCCCGCCGCCCACCACGCUAUUCGAAACUGCGGCCACUGUGGCCGACUCGGUGUGCGCGCAGCUGGUGGCUGGCAAGUUUGGGCUUGAGCCAGUGCCGCUGGCGGCUGCGCCAGAGUCGCAGCAGCAGCCGCCACAGCAGCAGCAAGCCAAAGAGCCGGAUGGGGGCCACGCGGCAAUGGCAGAUGCUGCAGAGUCUGAUGCAGCAGGGAAGGAUGUUGAAGGCCAGCUGCAGCCUGCAGUGGCAGCUGCUGCAUCCAGCACUACCGUAGCAGCAGCUUCGCAGCACAGUGAUAACCUGCUGGAUGCAGCGGCAGACUUGGUGCUGGGGUGGUGUGGCAUGCUUGGCGCAGGCGCUGCAGGGCGCACCAGUGCGGCAGUGCGUUGCAGCAUGGUCGGUCUGGCAGCAGCAGUGCUGUUGUGCAGCUGCGGUACAGGCGCGCGGCGGAUGGUGGCACGGUGGGGUGUGGUGCUGCUGGACGAUGUGAUGACGAUGCCGGCGCCUGGCCCAGCAUCCAAUUCUGAGGAGGAUGACCUGUAUGGCGGUUUGGACCUGGGGCUAGGUGCCACCAUCCCACAAAUCGAUGGUGCGGCGGACUCGCCGCCCCGGCGGCGUCACAGCCGAGGCGCAGACCCUGACGAGCGCUGGGAGAUGGGUGGCGCUGAUGGCAAAGAUGGCAAGGAGUGCAAGCGCCGCCGAAAAGACCGUGACGAGCGUAGCACCGAGCGGGAUGCGAAGCGGCGCAAGGACAAGGACAACAGGGAGCCCGAAUGGGCCUUGGGGCGGGCUGAGCGUCAACGCCACAAAGCUGAGGAGGAGCAACGACAGCGGGAUGCAGUGAAGCGACGGCGGCGCCGCCAAGAGGCAGAUGACCAACUGCGUCGCAGGCGGCAGCAGGAAGAAGAGGAGCGUUGGAGGCAGCAGCUUGAAGAUGAUGAGCAGCGGCGCCGGUAUCAAGAGCAGCAGCGGCGGCUGGAACAGGACCAGCGGCAGUUAGAGCAGGUGGAGCAACAGCGGCAGCAGCAGCGUGGCGAAGAGAAGCGGCGGCUGGAGCAACAGCGGGAGAAGGAGAAGCGGCAGUUCGAGCAGCGGCAGCAGGAAGAGGAGCAGCGGCGACAAAAGCGGGAGCGCUUUCCACUCGCUGAGCCUAAUAUGCGUGUGCGGCAGCAUAUGGAGCCUGAAGGCAUGCAGACACGCACCAACCAAGGUCCCAGCCGGGAGCAGCCUGCGCGGGAGCUGUCGAGGGCGGAGCGCAGCGCCAUGGCUGGCCCCACUCCCCCGGGGCCUUCACAGGAGCAGCAGCAGCGCAUGCGCCAGCAGAACGCUGGAGCCGCAGCCCCGCUCGAUGAGGCGGAGAAGUGGGACCUCUAUGAGCAGCAGCAGCGGUGGCGCAUGAUGAAUUACUGGCACUCGGCGCAGCAGGCAGUGGUUGUUGAGGAGGCGUUGCAGCAGCAGCUGGCAGCGGGUGCCAAGUCGCUGCUGGCAGUGCUGGCCAGCAGCCGUAACGGUUGGCACAUGCUGCUGAGCGAUGCGGCUGUUUUGGAGCAGCUGCUGCUUGCGAUCGACCCAGGCUGUUUGGCGGCAGAGUGUCCUAACGAGGGCGCCUCCAUGCUGCAGCACCUGCUCAUUGCGGAGGCUGCUGUGGUGCAGCUGUGCAGCAGCAACCUGGAGACGGAGGCGGCCGAGGUAGCGGCAGAGACAGCAGCGUCACUGCUGCACGAUUGUGGGGCCAGCGGGCGGCGGGCACUUGUGCAGGUGCUAGCAUUGCAGUCGGAGGUUGCGGUACCGCGCCUCUUGCUCAUGCUGCACCUGCACUGCACACUUCUGCGUGCAGCUAGCAGCACCACGGCUAGUGGCACGAUUGGCCUGGAUGGCUCAACAGCUGCCCUUCAGCAGCAAGAUGGGCUGGACUUUGAUUUGCUGUUGGCGUCGGCGAGCGCCUGCAUGCAUGCACCCCAGCUGGUGCUGGCGUUGGCCACUGCCACGCACGCAAACCUGCUGGGCUGCUGGCAACAGCAUGCGGUGGCUCUGCAGUUAGCGGCAUCGACAGAGCUAAGCGAGCUGGAGGCGCUGCAGGCAGAUGCAACGGCGUCGGUUGCAGGGUUGGGUGCCACCAAGUCGGCGCUGGCCAGCCUGAAGGGCGCGACGGCAGCGGUGCUGGCGCUGCAACAGCAGUGCAGCAUCUCCGCAUUAUUCACCUAUCUGGGGGCGGAGCUGCCAGCAUUUGGGGUCCCACCUGCGGUAGCAACCGCUGAAGAGGACAGUGGCAGCGGCGUGCAGGCCCCUGCUGGCACAGUGUGCACUGUGCAUUGGACAGCAGUGGAGGCGCUAUUUUGCUCUGCCGGGCGUGCUACUGCCUAUGCCGCCGAUACGGAGGGCGCGCUGUUUGUGCUGCUGCGGGCCGUCCUCACCGGUGCUGAGCUCGCUGAGGCGUCAGCUGCUGACAGCAGCUGGCAGCCCCUGCUGUUGCAGCAAGUGUUUUGGGGCACUCCAGCGGCAGGACUGGAGACUGGCCAGGUCACGGUGCAGGCCCCCCCCUCGGACCGCAAGUACCGCGCGGCCCUGGCUACCGCCAUCGAGCCCUGUAGGGCCUCCUUCCGCCAUCUCAUUGCUGCAGCACUGACCAGUGAAAGCCGACUGCUGCGUGCGGCAGUGGUGCGGGUUCUUGCACGUGCUUCAGGCCUGGGAGGUGGCAUGGGCCCAUUUCUAGUACAACCGCUGCUGGAGGAGCUGCAAACAGUGGCGGAGUCACCCGCCCCGCUACAUGAUGGGCGCAGGCUGCUGGAGGUGAUUGUCCCGCUAGUGUACCGUCCCGCCAUCAAGUCUGCCAUGCUGGCGGCCCCCUUCACCUCCACCCUGGCACAAAUGCUAGGUGUAAUGACAGGCAAGCUGUCGUCGCCGGAUGAGAGCAGCGAAGCGCUUCACGUGUGCACCAUGGCCAUGGAGGCAGUUGUGGUCCUGUUCAACCACGAGGUGUGCCUCAACCCGCUGGCCUCGAAGGAACAGCGGCAGCUACAUGACAUGCCGCCAGUAGCAGAGAUCUGCGUCGCUGCGGAUGAGGUCGACAGCCCAGGAGCGUCAUCUGCACAGCAGCGGUUUGUUGCAGCGCUCCAGGCGUCGCUCCAGGCGGCAGCAGCGGCAGGCCUAGACGUUGGCGGCGAUGAACAGCGGUGGGAGGGUCCUUGCACUGCCGAGUCGGGGGUCUUGGACCUGGUGCAUGACCCCGCCACACGCAUGUUCUGGCGCAACGUGAGAGCCCGGGCUGCCACUCAAAGCCAGGCAUCGUCCGCCCACGCCAUGCGGCGCUUUGCCAGGCGGGAAGUCCAGACUGACGCAGAUGCCAGCCUGGAGGGAUCAUUGCACCCGACACUAACGCUGCCUAGGCAGCUUACAAAGGUGCCUGUUGUGGACAAGCCGUCUCAGCAACAGCAGCAGCAGCAGAACCAAGAGGCAGUUGCAGCUCCAGCAGGAGCUUGCUUCAGUCCAACGCCUGCUGCAGCCCACACACCAGAGCAGCAGCAGCACGGCAGCCCACCUGUUAUUGCUGGCGCAGCAAUACAAGCACCAGCUGUGAAGGCUGAGCCUGUGGCAUUGCAGCGGCUUCAGUCUGUGCCGGGGCAGCAGUCCAUGGAUUUGUAUGGCGAUCUGAGCCUGCAGGCCAGUGGCUCCCGGCAGCUGCACACUGCGGGUAACGUUGGAGCAGCAGCAUCGUGGCAGCAACAACACCAUCAACAGCCGCCCAUUUCCCAGCAGCAUGACGAUGGGCAAGCAGCCGCUCAGCCUUCUAUGCAAGGCAGAACAGCGCAAGUCAGCGCAGCCAUAAUUCCCCCCCAGCCAAACCAUGCUGCACUGGAUGCUCCCCCAGCUGAGACAGCACGUCUUCCACUGGACAGCACGGGUUCCGGAAGCGUACAGGGUUUGCUGUCCAACCCAGGAGCCCUGCAAGCUCUGCUUAAGGACCCGGCCCAGCUGCAGCGUCUACUGGAGAAGCAUCCCACGCUCAUUUCUUUGUUGAAGUCCACCUUGGGCAAGGUGCCUGCCAAAUGACAGGAUUGGAAUGGAAACACUUCUUGCUUCUUUGCAGAUUGUAAACAUUCCGCUGUGC
This is a messenger RNA of Chlorella variabilis, 5239 nucleotides long. RefSeq lists its product as hypothetical. The transcript is spliced from 18 exons. Gene Ontology annotation, molecular function: RNA binding. The coding region runs from base 1 to 5181 and encodes 1726 amino acids. Gene Ontology annotation, cellular component: RNA N6-methyladenosine methyltransferase complex. Lineage: Eukaryota; Viridiplantae; Chlorophyta; Trebouxiophyceae; Chlorellales; Chlorellaceae. The record is from RefSeq and is a predicted model, not a curated record.